Messenger RNA from Cyprinodon tularosa, 1150 nucleotides. Its product is annotated as secretory phospholipase A2 receptor-like. The record is from RefSeq and is a predicted model, not a curated record. Bases 54 to 1013 code for a protein of 319 amino acids. NCBI's taxonomy places the organism in Eukaryota, Metazoa, Chordata, Actinopteri, Cyprinodontiformes, Cyprinodontidae. The transcript has 5 exons.
CAUUCCUCAUUACAGUAGAUGCUUCCUUCACAGGUCUGCAGGGAACAAUCAUAAUGGAAAGAAACAUUUUGGGAUUCUUGCUUUUUUUAAAUUGCCUUGGCCUUUCCACCACUAUUUCUCGCCAUUACUACUUUUUUAGCCAACCUUUGACCUGGAGUGACGCUCAGACCUUCUGCAGACAGAAACACACAGACCUGGCAACUAUAGAAAACUCUAAAGAGCUUGACCUGCUUUAUGAAACGCUUUUGUCUGCAGGUCACAGCUCUGACGUCUGGAUUGGUUUGUAUAAUGAAAUCGACUGGAAGUGGUCGGACGGGUACAGGGGGACUGGGACUGACUACAGGCAAUGGCAAACAGCUUAUAAUGAACCAGAUUUUAAAAAUGCCAUUCAGUUCUGUGUGCUUUCUGGGUAUUUAGGAAAUUGGUGGGACGAUUUGUGUGCAAGAAAGCUUCCGUUUAUCUGUAACACAGGGACACAACAGGGGGCUACGUUUACUUAUCAGAAGGAACAAAUGAAUUGGUCUGACGCUCAGACGUUUUGCAGAGAAAACUUUGCAGAUCUUGCAACUGUAAAGAACGAUGCUGAAAAUCAGAUGAUUGCUAAAUUAAUAACUAACGAGGCAUGGAUCGGCCUGUUCAGAGAGCCAAAUCUUUUUUGGUCUGAUGGCAGCGACUUUCUCUUUAGCAACUGGGAUUCUGUCCAGAAUCAAAUUGGUUCCAUGAAUGUCACAUGUGGUGUUACAUCUUCUGGCAAAUUGGGAAAAUGGAAGUUUCUCUCUUGUGAAAAACAAUUACCAUUUGUCUGCUACAGUGUCAGUGAGUUCAAAAAGGUAGUGAAGCUGAGGCUGAAGAUGGAGGACUCUGUGGAUCUGAACGACCCUGCUCUGAAAGCAAGCAUCUUGAAGAAGCUCCAAGACAGACUACAGGACAGUGGAAUGGGUGGGGCGACCCUGAAGUGGAACGAGCAACCUGAUGGAGGAGUUUUCAAGAAAGAGAUAGACACUGAGAUCUGAUUUAUGAUCGCAGAUUCAUUUAUGAUAGCUUGUUUUUAAUAUAUGCUUAAAUAUACUAACUAAUAUGAGUAACUUUUUCAUUUCAACUCCCAGAAAACUGCAAACGUGCUGACACACUGUUUCCCUCAACUGAAAUA